This is a messenger RNA of Capra hircus (goat), 3421 nucleotides long. It is a transcript of the gene SLC16A7, whose product is annotated as solute carrier family 16 member 7. NCBI's taxonomy places the organism in Eukaryota, Metazoa, Chordata, Mammalia, Artiodactyla, Bovidae. Gene Ontology annotation, molecular function: monocarboxylic acid transmembrane transporter activity. The record is from RefSeq and is a predicted model, not a curated record. The coding region runs from base 353 to 1798 and encodes 481 amino acids. Gene Ontology annotation, cellular component: membrane. The transcript has 6 exons. Gene Ontology annotation, biological process: transmembrane transport; monocarboxylic acid transport.
AUGCCUGUCACAGUCCUGGCACUGCCUCUGUCCACUGGAAGCCAGUAGCACCCUCCCAGCAGUGACAGCCAAAUAAGUCUCCGCAUAUUGCCAGACACCCUCGGGGAAACAAAACCACCCAGGUUAAGAACCACUGCAGUUUUACUGGAAUAACAGCAUAUUUCUUUUUCCUUUGUAAAAUGGCAAGAGGAGCAGCCAGCAGUGUGAUGGAAUUCAACUGAAAGGAGUUAAUCUGAAGAUGUGAUGGUCACCUGGGCAUCCUUAGACACGAGAAUCUUAGAAACCAAAGGACUUUUGGACUCUGUGCUGAUAGAGCUCCCUUGUUACUUGAAUUUCAAAUAGAGAAGCAGAAAUGCCACCACCAGGAGGCACCCCACCACUACAUCCACCUCCUGAUGGAGGAUGGGGCUGGGUAGUGGUUGGAGCAGCUUUUAUCUCCAUUGGAUUUUCAUAUGCGUUUCCCAAAGCUGUCACAGUAUUCUUCAAAGAAAUCCAGCUCCUGUUCAACACUACCUACAGUGAAAUAGCAUGGAUAUCAUCCACUAUGCUGGCUGUUAUGUAUGCAGGAGGUCCUAUAAGUAGCGUUUUGGUGAAUAAAUAUGGUAGCCGGCCAGUGGUGAUGGUAGGAGGUUUGUUAUGCUGUUUGGGUAUGGUCUCAGCCUCUUAUAGUACCAACGUAGUAGAGCUUUACUUCACAAUGGGAUUAAUUUGCGGUUUAGGUCUAGCCUUCAACCUGCAACCUGCCUUAACAAUCAUUGGCAAAUACUUCUAUAAGAAACGACCUGUGGCGAAUGGCCUUGCAAUGGCAGGAAGUCCUGUUUUCUUAAGUACAUUGGCUCCUUUCAAUCAGUACCUCCUUAACACUUACGGCUGGAAGGGAAGUUUCAUGAUUUUGGGAGGUUUACUAUUGAACUGCUGUGUGGCUGGGUCCCUUAUGAGACCUGUUGAACCCAAAGCAAGUACUGAGUCUAAAAAUAAGGUUAGUGUAAGCGAAACUGAUUCCAGUGUGAAGAAAAGACAAAAAAAGUUAUCAGUAUGGGAAGAAAUUAAUAAAUAUUUAGAUUUCUCCCUUUUUAAGCAUAGGGGAUUUCUGAUAUACUUAUCUGGAAAUGUCAUUAUGUUUCUGGGGUUCUUCGCCCCCGUUAUAUUCUUGGCUCCAUAUGCUAAAGACAAAGGAAUUGAUGAGUAUUCUGCAGCUUUCUUGCUCUCUGUUAUGGCUUUUGUUGAUAUGUUUGCCAGACCUACUGUAGGACUUAUUGCCAACUCCAAAUUAAUCCGACCCCGAAUCCAGUACUUCUUCAGUUUCGCAGUGAUGUUCACUGGAAUCUGUCAUCUCUUAUGUGCAUUGGCUGAGGACUACACAAGCCUGGUGGUGUAUGCUGUAUUUUUUGGCCUUGGAUUUGGGAGUGUUAGCAGUGUCCUCUUUGAAACUCUCAUGGACCUUGUUGGUGCUCAAAGAUUUUCCAGUGCUGUGGGACUCGUCACAGUUGUGGAGUGUUGUCCUGUCCUCCUUGGUCCUCCUCUUGCUGGUAAAUUGGUGGAUGAAACUGGACAAUAUAAAUACAUGUAUUUGGCCUGUGGAGCUGUUGUGGUCCUAGCCAGCGUGUGGCUGCUCAUCGGUAAUGCUAUCAACUACAGAUUGCUUGCAAGGGAAAAGAAGAAUAUACAUACCAAGGAAUCUCAAGAAACUGAACCUUUGAAGACAUCUCAAAGUCCCAGUGUUAAUAUCGAAAGUGGCAAAACUGAAAAGUGGGAAGGAACAGAGGUUAAUCCCUCAGAAAGAGAAACGAAUAUUUAACAAGAAGCAUAUCUCGGAUUUCAGUGUUCCUAACUUUCUUAGGAGUAUUUUUUUUCUACAUAUUGGAAGAUUUUUAGUUGAAGAGUUAUAGUUAAGGAUGGAGAUGAGAUUUUCCUUAAUGACAAAUUUUAAAUGUUUGUCUUUAAAAACUUAUUUGGGUAGUUAAAUUUUGAGAUUAAGCAUAUAAAGAAUUCAUGCAUUGGGUUUAUGUCCAUACAUGAGUCUGGUUGUGGUGGUUAAAUGAUUUUAAAGUCUUCCAGUGACUUCUAGUCUUGGUUACAGAGAUCUGAAUUUCAAAAUGCUGGUUUAAGUAGUUAGAAAGAGUAUGUUUAAUCCUAUAAGAAUACCCUCUCCACAUUUCAUUUUUUAUUCAAUAUUGGUGAAAUGGAAUUGAAGGAAAUUAAUUUUUUUCCUAAACAUCCUCAUACACACCAACUUCCAUACACUUAAGAAUGAGCAGACAAGAUAUCUGGAGAAAAAAGACAACUUUAUAAAGAAUAUUAUCAGUGUAUAUAUAUAUUUAAAUCCAUGGAGAAAAAACAUGCAUUAUAUCUGCUUAGUACCUUAUAAUGUGGAUGUUAAAGAUAAGAACAUGGGUGAAAAUGAGGGUGCUCUUAAUUUGAAAAUGUAAUUAACUGCUGUAAAACAAAAGCAAUUGCAUAUAUGAAAUAAAUUUGAAAAAAAGUAAAAACUCUAUUUUUUAAAUAAUUAUUUCUGAGCCAUGUCCAAUUUGAUCCAUGCAUGCACAUGAUUUCUUUGAGGGGGGCCAUCUGUACCUGGUGCUAGUGAACAGAACCCUCAAAUAAUCAGGAUUUACUAAUAAGUAAAUCAAAUUAAAAAUGUAAAUUACUCCUAGCAAUGAGUGAUAUCUUUUGAUUUGAAAAUCCAGAAAGUAAUAAAUAGAAACUUCUUUUAACCAAACUUAGUCCAGAAUAGCUGUCUUACUAAGACACCAAAGUGGAAUCAGCUGAAAUCUUGGUUGACAGACUGACAAACAGGCAGAAAUUUCAUUUUUCCCAACAGAUAGUGGUGAUAAGAGGGUUACUAUUAUGAUUAUUCCAUCUGAAUAAAGCUAAGAGUGGAAGGUACGUACAAUGAGUCCUCCAAGCUCACUUAUUUCCCUCCAUUCACCAACACGCAAAAGCAAAAAAUAGAAGUCCAAACAGGCUUUUCACUCAGCCACCGAAAAUGUCUCAUAUUAUAGGAAAGGAAGCAACAGAAAUCCCACCCUCUACUAACUAGACUUCCUGCUGCCUGUAAACGUAACUAAACCAGGACACUUAUAAAAGGCUUCUAGACCUGGAGGUUGUGUAUGACUUUAUAUACACUUUUGAAGUGGAGAUUUAGUUUAUAACUUGAUAGAAAGAAGAUUGCAAUAUGGGAACCCAGGUUAAUUUAGCAGUUCCUCAUUUUCAUAACCAUGUGAAAAAUCUGGGACUGAAUUGCUCUUGAAUAUAGAGGCAUAUGAUAGAUUUGUGAGUUCAGAACUAAUAAAUAGCAUUUUGAGUGAUAAAGUACUUUUAAAUAAGAAACAAUGUAUGCAUUAGGUAUAAAGGUAUAAACAUUCACCUUUAUAAAUCUGAAGUUUAAGAUCGUGAUUAAUAAAAAACAUUUAGCCUUUGA